AUGGCCGCCGCCUCAGGUGUUUCCACCUGCGUCUCCUCCUCCUCUUCCCACCAACACAACUCUCCCUCGACGUUCUCUCCCGUCGCCUCACCACCAGAGACCGACGGUCGCAGCGUUUACAGCGCCGCCUCCCGCUCCAACUCGGUUGUUUCGACGCCCGUCUCCGCCGCUUCGCCCACUGCGAGCACCCCCGGCGGCGCACCGACGCCAACCCCGAGCGGCCCGACAAAUGCCUCCUACGCCCCGCAUCAACUACCUGCCAUCAGACCAAACGCUGCGCAACCAAUAUCGGUCAGACCGCCCCAGGUCUUGAACAAAAUGUCCAUGGCCUCCGUCAUCAGUCCGCCGCCCACCGCCGAGGCACCCAAGAUGUCCAUGACCACCAAGGAAUGGGUCAUCCCUCCCAGGCCGAAGCCUGGUCGCAAGCCCGCCACCGACACGCCACCCACCAAGCGCAAGGCCCAGAACCGUGCCGCCCAGCGGGCCUUCCGCGAGCGCAGGGCCGCGAGGGUUGGUGAGUUGGAAGAGCAACUGGACGAAAUUCGUGAGGGCCAUGAAAAGGCCGAGAAAGAGCUCAAGGACAGGGUGCACGGCUUGGAAAUGGAGCUGCAGUCCUUCAAAUCCCGAUGCCUCGUCCUCGAGAACAUGUUGGAUCGCGAGAGGAAGGAUCGCGUCAAGGCCGAGACCGAGCUCGAGGGCCAGAAAAGACGUUGGAGCGAGCAGGCCCUAGCCCCUAGACGCCUGCCGUCCCCUCGCCGCCGGGACUCCCAGCUCACCCACCAUGAGCCCCCUACUCCCUCGGUCGGCCACUCGAACCAGCCCUUUUCUAUCUCACAGAUCGUCUCCCCCCAGGACUCGACGCACAUGGAAGACUCUCCCGCCCCGUUUGGCUGCGGGUCAUGCGGCCCUGACGGCUGCGCCUGUGCCAACGACAUUCUCACCGACACCGUCACAGGAUGCGGUAACUGCACUCUCGGAGGCCGCUGCGCAUGCCUUGAGGAGACUAUCAAAAGCGCCAUCAUCUCGGACUUGAAGAGAGCGCCCUCACCUUCGGCAGUGACUUCCACUGAGAAGCGUCAUCGCGCCGAGCCGACCCCGCCAGAGGAGGAAACGGAGAUUGACUUUACUGCCAUGUUCUCCAAGAAGCCACCCGUGCAUCAGCCGACGACCUCGACUCUCAUGCAAUCUCAGCCUCAGCUGCCUUCCAUGGCUUUUAAGGAUUCCUGCGGGUUCUGCAAGGACGGAAGCUACUGCCUCUGCGCCGACACGUCCAUGUCCCUCGGCCCUUCUGCCACUACCGACUACGGCCCUCCCCCCGCCUACUCCCAACAGACCCAGACCCCUCCUCCUUCGGAGAAUGACGCCGUCCCCCCACCCAUGCCCAUGGAGAUCGACGCCGACGGUGCCGUCAAGCUUCGUCCCCGUCCCCAGACAAGCCAGCCCGUCGCCCCGGUAUCCCGUGGCUGUGGCCCCAAGGGUCCCGGAUCGUGCGCCCAGUGCCUUGCCGACCCCAAGUCCGGCCUCUUCUGCCGCGCCCUGUCUGCAAACUUUGAGCGCAGCGGUGGAGGCUCCGGUGGCGGCUGCUGCGGUGGUGCCGGUGCUGGCGGCGGAUGCUGCAAAUCCGAGUCGGCGCCCCCUCGUCUUCCGGCCAAGGGCAAGCUCGGCCUAAGCCUGAGCUGCGCGGAGGCCUACCAGACCUUGUCCAGCCAUCGCAACUUUGAAAAGGCUGCCGACGACAUUGGCUCUUGGCUACCCAAGCUCCGCGCUGCACCCAAACCGGGCCAAACCCUACCAUCACCCUCCCGUCUGCCCAUUGAGGUCGAAGCGGCAAGCAUCAUGAGCGUGCUCAAGGACUUUGACAUCCGCUUCGGGAGAGGACAGUAA
This is a messenger RNA of Colletotrichum spaethianum, 1884 nucleotides long. Its product is annotated as BZIP transcription factor hapX. The transcript has a single exon. NCBI's taxonomy places the organism in Eukaryota, Fungi, Ascomycota, Sordariomycetes, Glomerellales, Glomerellaceae. Gene Ontology annotation, molecular function: DNA-binding transcription activator activity, RNA polymerase II-specific; transcription cis-regulatory region binding. Bases 1 to 1884 code for a protein of 627 amino acids. Gene Ontology annotation, cellular component: nucleus; RNA polymerase II transcription regulator complex. The record is from RefSeq and is a predicted model, not a curated record.